GCUGAAAGUGGAGAAAGGAAGCUCGGAACGGUUGCGUCGCGGAUUUUCUGGAGCACGUCGAGUUAGAAGACACCCUUUCCUGUCGCGGGUGGUGCGGAGUCGGCUCGUGGGUCUCUGAGAGCCGAAAAUUGAGAGCUUUUUCGCGCCGCGGAGACUGCACCCGGCGGCUCAGCAGCCGUCACCAUGCCACAAAAUGAAUAUAUUGAGUUACACCGUAAGCGCUAUGGAUAUCGUUUGGAUUACCAUGAGAAAAAGAGAAAGAAGGAAGGUCGAGAGGCUCAUGAACGUUCAAAGAAGGCAAAAAAGAUGAUUGGUCUGAAAGCUAAGCUCUACCAUAAACAGCGCCAUGCUGAGAAAAUACAAAUGAAAAAGACUAUUAAGAUGCAUGAGAAGAGAAACACCAAACAGAAGAAUGAUGAAAAGACUCCACAAGGAGCAGUACCGGCAUAUCUACUGGACCGAGAGGGACAGUCUCGAGCUAAAGUACUUUCCAAUAUGAUUAAACAGAAACGAAAAGAGAAAGCGGGAAAAUGGGAGGUCCCUCUGCCUAAAGUUCGUGCCCAGGGAGAAACAGAAGUAUUAAAAGUUAUUCGAACAGGAAAGAGAAAGAAGAAAGCCUGGAAGAGGAUGGUUACUAAAGUCUGCUUUGUUGGAGAUGGCUUUACUCGAAAACCACCUAAAUAUGAAAGAUUCAUUAGGCCAAUGGGAUUACGUUUCAAGAAGGCUCAUGUAACACAUCCUGAACUGAAAGCCACCUUUUGCUUGCCAAUACUUGGUGUAAAGAAGAAUCCCUCAUCCCCACUAUAUACAACUUUGGGUGUUAUUACCAAAGGAACCAUCAUUGAGGUGAAUGUAAGCGAAUUGGGCCUUGUAACACAAGGAGGCAAAGUCAUCUGGGGAAAAUAUGCCCAGGUUACCAAUAAUCCUGAAAAUGAUGGAUGCAUAAAUGCAGUCUUACUGGUUUGACAGCAGUUACAUACAAAUAACUCCUUAUAAUUACUGAAGACUACACACCAGUUGGGAAACCAUUACUCUGAUAUUUCUGAAUACUACCAAUCAACCUUACAUGUUGUCUUCAGUCAAAGAAAACUAUUUAUUCUACUGUUGUAAAAAUGAAAAAAGCCAACAUUAAAAUGAUCU
Molecule: messenger RNA, 1140 nt
Organism: Budorcas taxicolor (takin)
Lineage: Eukaryota; Metazoa; Chordata; Mammalia; Artiodactyla; Bovidae
Product: ribosome biogenesis protein NSA2 homolog
Exons: 6
Coding region: 184-966 (260 amino acids)
Biological process (GO): maturation of 5.8S rRNA; maturation of LSU-rRNA
Cellular component (GO): nucleolus; preribosome, large subunit precursor
Source: RefSeq, a predicted model, not a curated record